Molecule: messenger RNA, 1827 nt
Organism: Eutrema salsugineum
Lineage: Eukaryota; Viridiplantae; Streptophyta; Magnoliopsida; Brassicales; Brassicaceae
Product: probable L-cysteine desulfhydrase, chloroplastic
Exons: 2
Coding region: 40-1452 (470 amino acids)
Source: RefSeq, a predicted model, not a curated record
UAUUUUUGAUUACUCGAAAGCUCUCUUUCGUCAAAAUCCAUGGCGUCUCUGUCUCCGCCGGAAGAGGCUGCCGCUUCUUAUCUCCACCGUCACACUAAAAGAUAUUCCUCCUCCAACGGCGUCGAAUCUGUUUCCGAUUUCUCCAAACGCCCCAAAAUCUCCCCUCCACAACAAUCGUCGAAUUUCAUUUCUCCCUCUGAGAUCGAAUCAGAGUUUUCUCAUCACGAUCCGGACUUCGCGCGUGUUAACAACGGCAGCUUCGGUUGCUGUCCUUCCUCAAUCCUCGCUCUCCAGCGAGAUUGGCAGCUCCGAUUCCUCCGCCAGCCGGAUCGAUUCUAUUUCGACGAACUCAAGCCCAAAAUCUCCGAAUCCAGAGCCGUAAUCAAGCGACUCAUCAACGCCGAACACGAAGACGAGGUCUCAAUCGUCGAUAACGCAACCACAGCAGCCGCGAUUGUUCUCCAGCAAACCGCCUGGGCCUUCCGCGAAGGACGGUUCGAGAAAGGCGACGCGGUGGUUAUGCUUCACUACGCGUAUGGCUCCGUUAAGAAAUCAGUCGAAGCGUACGUCACACGCUCCGGAGGUCAGGUCAUCGAGGUACUGUUACCAUUCCCGGUUAUCUCGGCUGACGAAAUCGUCGGCCGGUUUAGGAAAGCUUUAGAGUCAGGGAAGGCGAAUGGUAGGAGGGUUAGGUUAGCUUUGAUCGAUCACGUGACUUCUAUGCCGAGCGUUGUGAUUCCAAUCAAAGAGCUUGUGAAAAUAUGCAGAGAAGAAGGUGUUGACCAGGUGUUUGUUGAUGCUGCUCAUGGGAUUGGCUGUGUUGAUGUUGACAUGAAGGAGAUUGGUGCUGAUUUCUACACGAGCAAUCUUCACAAGUGGUUUUUCGCGCCGCCUUCUGUUGCUUUCUUGUAUUGUAGGAAAUCGAAGAAUGGUUGUGCUGCUGAUUUGCAUCAUCCCGUUGUGUCGAAUGAGUAUGGGAAUGGUUUGGCCAUUGAGAGCUCUUGGGUUGGGACUAGAGAUUAUAGUGCUCAGUUGGUUGUGCCUUCGAUCUUGGAGUUUGUGAACCGGUUUGAAGGUGGGAUUGAUGGGAUCAAGAAGAGGAAUCAUGAGUCUGUGGUUGAGAUGGGUCAAAUGCUGGUUAAGUCAUGGGGGACUCAGCUUGGUUGUCCUCCUGAGAUGUGCGCGAGUAUGGUCAUGGUUGGAUUGCCUGUGUGCUUAGGAGUGUCGAGUGAUUCAGAUGCUUUGAAGCUUAGAACCCUUUUGAGAGAAAGGUUCAGAGUUGAGACUCCGAUCUACUUUAGACCACCUGGGGAAGGAGAGAUUGAUGCGAUCGCUGGAUAUGUGCGCAUUUCGUUUCAAGUUUACAAUAAACCUGAGGAUUAUCAUAGGCUCAGGGACGCAGUUAAUGAACUUGUGAGAGAAGGAUUCAGAUGCACGUCUCUAUCUGGUUGAUUAAGGGCAACAAGCUUUUUGGGCGAAUGAAUCAUCCUGAAAGUUAUCAUGGUUUAGGUACCAUGAAGCUUUCAUGAGAUUGGAAGAAGUGAAGUUGUCUCUGUCUCUCUCUCACUUUCUGUCUCUCCUCAGCUAUAAACUUCUUAUACGGUAAUGAUGUAUGAGAAGAACUAAGCUUUGUUCUAUUUCCUUUGCUCGAAUAGCCUGUUCAAAUCUCCCUUUUACAUGUCUCCUAAAACGUUACAAGGUCGGUAAUAAAGUAACAGUGGCACUAUUCACUGUUGUUGGUUCGUGGAUGGAUGUCACGAUGGUCUUCAUAAAUUCCUAAUUUGUUACGUUUAUAAGUGAAUCGAAUAAAACAAUCAUUUUGGUUGA